This is a messenger RNA of Marchantia polymorpha subsp. ruderalis, 2606 nucleotides long. The record is from the annotation of a GenBank genome assembly. Lineage: Eukaryota; Viridiplantae; Streptophyta; Marchantiopsida; Marchantiales; Marchantiaceae.
AUAUAAAUCCGAUGACCAUACUUAUAGAAAACUGGCAUAUUUUUCGGAGUAAGAUAUUCUGGCUUCUACCUUUUGGAGCCACAAUUUUGCCGAUGAAGAUGCAUCUUUGCCACCGACAAAAUGGUUAGUGAAUAAUGACUUUUCAGGCCCCACGUUGUGAUUGUGAUAUACAGUAUUGCUAGUCGAGUCCUAAGAAUCACGACGUGAGACAGGAAUGCGAAGACUGUUGUCUCGAUGGGAGUGAAGUCUACCGUAGAUUCUCUCUAUUGGCAACUUUUGCCGAGGUUUGUUAUGAUGGCUACGAGAUUCUUGCAUGUGGACAUACAAUAAGUUUUACCUUCCACGUAGUAGGCAGUGCUCGCUUACGAUUUCUUCAUUGAUUUAAGCGAUAGAAAAGCCUCUUAUUCCCAUUCGUGUGUUUCACGCUGGGCUACUCUCUCUCACACUCCCUUCAGUCUGUUGGAUUCCGCCUUUCGGUAUUUUCUUCUCUUCGCAUCGACGUUUCAAACCCGUACCCGUUGUACAAUUGGAGUGUAGAUUCUCGUACUUCCGCUUUCGCAACGUGGGCAAGUCGGCGAGCUCGCAUUGGGUCGAUCUGGGUGCGACAUGGGUCUUCUGGUGCUGAUGUGCUUGCUGCAGCUGACCAGAUUGUCAGCGGCUGACAACAAAAUCGACACUCAUUCUCAUUUUUUUCCACAGUUCUACAGAAAGAUUCUGUUGGACAACAACAUCCGACCCGGAGGAGCCCUCGUACCUGAAUGGAGUGCGUCUGAGCAUCUGGAAUUUAUGGAUAAGACGAAUAUUUCUCUCUCAACUCUUUCCAUUUCGACACCAGGUGCUGUGCUUAGAGAGGGUUAUCCUGUCGAGGAAAGUCGAAAGUUGGCUCGACAACUUAACGAGUUCGGUUACAUGCUCUCGAAGGAGUACCCCGACCGAUUCAGAUUCCUCGCCACUUUAACUCUACCGGACGUCGAAGGAUCCGUAGCUGAAGCAAUAUACGCGCUCGACAACUUAAAGGCUGCGGGCGUCGUCCUUUUGGCCAGCAGCUCUGGUGAAGUCCUUGGGAGCCCACUUUGGAAACCCCUGUAUGCUGAGCUCGACAAGCGAAAUGCGACCGUGUUCGUGCACCCGAGCCAAUGUCCUUGUCCCCAACAAGACGAGACAAUCGACACCUGCAACACAGACGUCCCGGCGUAUGUUGUGGAUUUUCUGCUCGACACAACUCGAGCGGCAUUCAAUCUGGUUCUAAAAAACGUGACGACGGAUUACCCGAAUGUGAAGUUUCUUCUUUCUCACGGCGGCGGAUUCCUUCCGUUUGCUGCUUCGCGUUUGGCUGGAGGUCUGCAUAUUCUGGCGAGUCGAAAUGAGGAAUGGUCGCUGGCUCAACUGCGGAGGUUUUACGUCGACGUGGCCCUCACGGCCAAUGAUUUUGCUCUUCCCAGCAUUCUUUCGCUCCUGAGCCCGACGCAAAUCACGUUCGGAAGCGAUUACCCCUUCGCACGAAAAGAGUUGAUCAUGUCGACUUGUCUCUAUUUGGAUGCAUACAUCGAGCAAAAUCUGGCGCCGGCGGCACUUCAACAGAUCGACUUCGACAAUGCCUUCCGAUUGUUCAGCCACGUCUUAACAGAAGACUCUUUACGGCAUUGCGAACAGCCGUUAUCUUGUGCAGCCACGUAUUAAACGGAAGCCUCUUCAGAGCGAAGAGUUUAGUUUAGAGCCAGACCCGGACAGUUCCCGUUAUCCUCCGCGUACCGUAAUUAUAUAAUCAAUCCUUUGAUAACAGCUUAUGGAAGGCAUGCCCAUCGCCUCGGAUUAUGAGAAAAUCGAAAGAUCACGCGCACAGCAGCCCCGUGAGCUCCAUUUACACUGAGAAUAAGACCGAGAAUGCAGUGGACCUGUGAAGCAUCGAAGGAAGAGGUGUGGAAGAGAGUAGCAUCCAGCGUCGAAUUUACAUUUUUUAAUCUUUCUAUCAGUAAAACUUUAUCACUGUCAGCUGUAAGUUCAUCAGCUAUACAGCUGAUAAAUUAUGAGGGAUAUAACUAAUGUUGGGACAAGUUACAUGGCGGAUAGGGCGGGAAACGCUGUUCUUUACGGGGGUUUAUGCAAUUUUAGGACCCCAAGUUCCGACUUUCACAAGUGAGCCAUUUUAAGAUUGACCACAUAAAUUUCCAACGUAGUUUAGAUAAAAAGAAAAAAAAGAUGCUGAAAAAUAUAGCCAGGGGUGGAUCUAUCUAUUAUGAUAAAAGCCGGGAUGGGUGGAUUUUGUGGUGUUCAGGUAUCACUCAGCACCGUUAUCUUAGGCUCUCGUUCGCGGACUGAGACGUCUACGUAUUGGAGGGAAGAAUGACGAAGAACUGAAGGGGAUUAGAUUUGUUCGAUUGCAUCGGUCUUCGCCAGCUUUAUAAGGCUUACCAGAAGGACAAGUUCAUGCUGGUACAUGAAGGUAUUACACACCAUACUUCUCAUUGUGUUCCCUAUAUUUCGACCGGGUCGGUAAAAAUUCGUACUUGAGGAAGACACGCCAUGGGAACAUAAAGCGAUGUUAGAGGUCCAAACUAUAAUAUUUUAAACUUUGUUUGUGCCCUUUGCGAAACACCUAAUGCAAA